UUGUGAGGCCCCGGCCGGGGGUGGGGAGGAGUCGAGGGUUUCGGAACGGGCUCGGCGGCCGGGUGGGUCGGGGCGUUCGGCGCGCCCUUCACUGAAGCGGCAGUGGCCGGGCUGGGAGCAGGGAGUGGGAAGCGACGGCGCGGCUGGAAAAUGCCGGUCCACUCCCGAGGGGACAAGAAGGAGACGAAUCAUCACGAUGAGAUGGAGGUGGACUACGCGGAGAACGAGGGGAGCAGCUCCGAAGACGAGGACACCGAGAGCUCGUCGGUCUCCGAGGAUGGGGACAGCUCAGAAAUGGAUGAUGAAGAUUGUGAAAGGAGGAGGAUGGAGUGUUUAGAUGAAAUGUCCAAUCUGGAGAAGCAGUUCACAGAUCUCAAGGAUCAGCUUUACAAAGAACGGUUGAGUCAGGUGGAUGCAAAACUCCAAGAAGUCAUAGCUGGAAAAGCACCAGAGUAUUUGGAACCACUGGCAACUUUACAAGAAAAUAUGCAGAUUCGCACAAAGGUAGCAGGAAUCUACAGAGAGCUCUGUUUAGAAUCUGUGAAGAACAAGUAUGAAUGUGAAAUCCAGGCUUCUCGCCAGCAUUGUGAGAGUGAAAAGCUUUUGUUAUAUGAUACAGUCCAGAGUGAGCUUGAGGAGAAGAUAAGAAGGCUUGAGGAGGACAGGCACAGCAUCGACAUUACCUCAGAGCUGUGGAAUGAUGAGCUUCAGUCAAGAAAAAAGAGGAAGGACCCUUUCAGCCCCGACAAAAAGAAGCCAGUCGUAGUUUCAGGUCCAUAUAUAGUGUAUAUGCUGCAGGAUCUUGAUAUUCUUGAGGACUGGACAACAAUUAGAAAGGCAAUGGCUACAUUGGGUCCACACCGAGUGAAAACAGAACCACCUGUGAAACUGGAAAAACAUCUGCACAGUGCUAGAUCUGAAGAGGGAAGACUAUAUUAUGAUGGUGAAUGGUAUAUACGUGGACAAACAAUAUGUAUUGAUAAGAAAGAUGAAUGUCCUACAAGUGCUGUAAUUACAACAAUUAACCAUGAUGAAGUUUGGUUUAAGAGGCCUGAUGGAAGCAAAUCUAAGCUUUAUAUUUCCCAGCUACAGAAAGGGAAAUACUCCAUUAAACAUUCGUAAUCACGAUUUAAGUGUUACCUGCAUCGACCUUAUUAGUGUUACCAAGUGUAAUGUGCCAUGGGAGCCAAGAAAUGUAUUCAGCAGCUUACUGUUUUCAUCAGUCAUGAGAGAGUGUGUCUCCUAGGCAGUGCUUUAAGUAGAUCCCACUGCAGUAAGUCAUUAAGAGAAAUAGAUGCAGCUUAUCAUGACCAUCCCAUCUAUUUGCCUUAUAGGUCCAGUGGCUAACAGGUAUAUUUGGUAGGUAUUUCUUUCUCAGUUUUGUUUCACUUCAUGUCUUAAUUAUGUGUGUUUCAUCUCUAAUGAACUACAACUGCAGUUACCUGCAAUUUUUAAAUUUCCAAACUAUUGUCACUAUUUGUGUUUGUAAAUAAGACUGAUGAAAUGUUUCCUAUAAAUGAUUUGUAUUAGUGCAUUAGUUUAAAUCAGAACAGAAAUUUAUACAUAUGUGUGAGUAUGUAUAUAUGGCGACACCAGCGUACUUAGAACUGGUGGCUUACCCAUACAAUCUUGUUUUACCCGAAAUGAAACUGUUGGGUUUGAGAAGCAAAGGGAGCACUUUUGUAGCCUGGUUCUCCUUCUCCUCUUUCUCGAUGGGGACUCUUUUCCUGAUCGUACUUGAUGGUUAUUGGUAACAAUGUGUCAAGUAUGAAGACGCGGUCUGUGCUACUGUGAGCUAGUUGAGGGCCACGUUCAUGGUGCACAGUGUCUGCGUGAGCGGUGGCUGGCAGCAUUGUGCUGCUUCCUGCACAUCUAGACUUCUGAAGAUUUUAGCAAGCGUUCUCCAGGGCAGACUAGAUCCUUAUUCUAAUUUUAUUGCUAGAGUAAAAUAGAAGUGGACACUUUCCUUGAAUCUACCCCCCCCAUUAGCAUUUUAAAAAAUACUCUGAGUUUUUAAGGCCAUUUGGUGCAAUUUAGAAAAUGCUGGCCUCCCUUCCCUUAGCCACAUUCAAAGUUAACUUGUAAAGCCUCUGGGACGGUGCAGAAGGUUGAAGCCCUCAGCCUGGCAGUGGCUAGCUCUAGUAUGGAUUUAGUGUACAGCCAAACCAAGCAUUCUGGUGGCCUCAUGCACUUUACUUUCUGUUACAAUGAUAUUUGGAGGGUGAAGAGGAUUCAGCCAACACUCCACGAAGGAGUCUGCAUGAUUCCGUUAGUUCCUUACGAUUACCUCUGCAGAUACCGUGCAGGGCACUGCUUCAGUUGCCAAACUAACCCUUUUGACUUUGGAAACCCAGUCAGCAACACUGUGCUGCUCUGCUGUUUCUGAUCAACCUUAGCGACUAUACCUACUGUCCCAAUCCAGUAGCAUUUGGCAGUGCUUAUAUAUAUAUAUAUAUAUAUAUACAUAUACAUAUAUAUAUGAUGUUUGAUAAGCAUUUUUAAUGAGAUUUGUAUUUUUAAAUUUAGUAUGUAA
This is a messenger RNA of Psammomys obesus (fat sand rat), 2533 nucleotides long. RefSeq names its product BRMS1 like transcriptional repressor (gene Brms1l). Gene Ontology annotation, cellular component: Sin3-type complex. The transcript is spliced from 10 exons. Gene Ontology annotation, molecular function: histone deacetylase binding. The coding region runs from base 151 to 1122 and encodes 323 amino acids. Lineage: Eukaryota; Metazoa; Chordata; Mammalia; Rodentia; Muridae. The record is from RefSeq and is a predicted model, not a curated record. Gene Ontology annotation, biological process: negative regulation of transcription by RNA polymerase II.